CAAUAUCAUAUCAACAUCCCUGCUGCCUGUGGACAUCGUGAAUCAAAACAAACGCUAAACAAACAAAAAUUGUUCAAAGAAACAAAUAAUAAUACAAUAUUUCAUUGCAAAAUAAACAAUUAUGACUGAAUUUAACGCUGAAGCGGGUGGUCGUCUCAAAGGCGUGACCAUUGUGAAGCCCAUUGUGUACGGCAACAUUGCGCGCUCUUUCGGCAAAAAGCGGGAGGAAGACGGACAUACACAUCAAUGGAAAGUGUAUCUAAAGCCGUACUAUAAUGAGGAUAUGUCCAUAUAUGUAAAGAAGGUACACUUUAAACUGCACGAGAGCUAUGCAAACCCGAAUCGCAUUGUGGUUAAGCCGCCCUAUGAAAUCACAGAGACUGGCUGGGGUGAAUUCGAAGUGGUCAUCAAGAUUUACUUUAACGACCAGUCGGAGAGGCCUGUUACAUGCUAUCACAUUUUAAAGCUCUUUCAAUCACCUGUUGUGGACGGUGAACUGACAUCUUCCUCCACCACCAUGGAUACGAAAAAAGGCCUGGUCUCAGAGUCAUACGAGGAAAUCGUUUUUCAAGAGCCUACACAAAUAAUGCAACACUAUUUGAUGCUGUCGGAACAGAGUGCCAAUGGAUUGCUUAACCACGACACGGAUUUUGAGGAAAAGAAGAGUAAAACAUUGGACAACAUUGUGAAUGUUAAACAAAAGGUUAAAAGUGAGAUUGUUACUCUGAAAGAUAAACUGAAGUUGGCCCGCGAAACUAUUGUUAAGUUCAAAGCAGAGCUGGCUAAAGUGCAAAAGCCGCCAGCUUAGUGCAUCACACUUAAAUAGCAUUUUAACUAAUGUUUGUUUUAAGUAUGAUUAAUAAAUUAGAUUGUAUAAAAAAUUGGAAA
Drosophila nasuta is the source of this 888-nucleotide messenger RNA. It is a transcript of the gene Gas41, whose product is annotated as YEATS domain-containing protein 4 Gas41. The transcript has 2 exons. Lineage: Eukaryota; Metazoa; Arthropoda; Insecta; Diptera; Drosophilidae. Bases 122 to 808 code for a protein of 228 amino acids. Gene Ontology annotation, biological process: regulation of DNA-templated transcription. The record is from RefSeq and is a predicted model, not a curated record.